CUUUGAAAAUAUUGAGGUUACUUUUUCACUUGCUGCUGUCAUUUAGCUCUGCAAAUCUUUGUGGUUUGAGCUGAAAAUGGAGAGGGAUUUCUUGGGUUUGAGUCCAGAGAAGAGCUGUGUAACUGUGAAAGAGGAAGCCAGUGUUGAACCCAAGAAUUCAGUAGUACCAAGAAGCUCAAAUUCAGGUAUGCAGUGGUCAUUUUCAAAAAAGGGUUCUGGAUCUCAUCAGUUCCUAUCUUUCACAGCUCCUCAGGAAGAGAUGCCAAGAAAAGGUGUUCACGACACAUCUUCAUUCAUGACUAUAUCAACUGCUGAUGCUUUUGAUUCUAGCCAGAAAUCAUUCUCCGGUGCAAUCCAGAAAAAUUUCAUUCAUGAGAAGCAGGCUGGAAACUACUAUGGGAUGAAAGUCUAUCCUAUGCAACACCGAAGCACCUAUCAAGUAAUUCCUAUUUCAUUGAGUACUCCUGUUCUACAACACAAUAAUUUUGGGCCGAAAGUCAUGGUUGGUUCAACAAUCAAACCACAGUCGUUUGCAGGAGUUCCGAUUAUAACCCCUAUAUCUGCUCUUCCGUCUAAAUGUUCGGUAGUUGGUACCACUGAUCUCAGGAAUGUAUCCAACUCUUCAGCGGUGCCUGCUCAGCUAACAAUUUUCUAUGCUGGUGCUGUGAAUUUAUAUCAUGAUAUAUCCCCUGAGAAGGCCCAUGCUAUUAUGUCGCUGGCUGGAAAUGGAUCUUCUCCAGCUCUGAAUAAGCUACCUUCCACAGCUCAAGUGCAAACACCAUUCACUAGUCCUUCCAUAGGUGAUGGCUUAUUUGGGAACCAGUCUCAUAUUGCAUCAUCAAUCUCUGGCGUGGCAAGCCCUCUUUCUGUGACGUCACAUGCGAGUUCUUGCCCAGGAGGAGCAUUUAGUAGCAGCAAUGCAAUAACUGUGUCAAAACCGGAGCAUUCUAAAGUGGCAUCACAAUCUGUUAUGAGUAACCUCAUUCGAGCAGUACCUGUGCCUCAAUCUCGUAAAGCUUCCUUGGCUCGGUUUUUUGAGAAGCGCAAGGAAAGGAUGACGAGCACAUUGCCAUACAAUCUCAGCAAAAAAGCUCCAGACUGCAGCACACCAGGUUCCGAGGGCAUGACAAUCUCUUUCAACUCUUCAGCUUCCUAACCUCCGAGAAGAAGACUCCAAGUCUUCUCAAUUCUUCAACACAUUCUAAGCAGAUGUUGGAUGAUUCAAUUUUUUACCAAUCACUUUUCUUUCCUUACUUUGUAUGAUCACUUUACGACCUGAAGGUAUAGGUAAAUAUGACAGAUAUAUAGAUAUAUAUGGUCCAGGUGUUUCAAUUUUUACUUCCCCCAUUGUUGUAAAAAUAAAUAAAACACACACACAUAUUUACUUUGCAUUGAAGGUCAAUUUACUGGUCAUAUUUUUAUUUGUAUUAAUAUUGUUGUAAGACUUGUACCAUUCACAAUUUUACACUAACAGAAAAAUGUCAGAAAACAAAACAAUAUUUCCG
This is a messenger RNA of Argentina anserina (silverweed cinquefoil), 1505 nucleotides long. RefSeq names its product protein TIFY 6B. Gene Ontology annotation, cellular component: nucleus. The coding region runs from base 77 to 1156 and encodes 359 amino acids. The record is from RefSeq and is a predicted model, not a curated record. Gene Ontology annotation, biological process: regulation of jasmonic acid mediated signaling pathway; regulation of defense response; response to wounding. NCBI's taxonomy places the organism in Eukaryota, Viridiplantae, Streptophyta, Magnoliopsida, Rosales, Rosaceae. The transcript is spliced from 7 exons.